Messenger RNA from Colletotrichum tamarilloi, 381 nucleotides. RefSeq lists its product as uncharacterized. Lineage: Eukaryota; Fungi; Ascomycota; Sordariomycetes; Glomerellales; Glomerellaceae. The record is from RefSeq and is a predicted model, not a curated record. The transcript has 3 exons. The coding region runs from base 1 to 381 and encodes 126 amino acids.
AUGUUUGGGGCCAUGGAACUCUUUUCCAGUCUCAGAGAAGACGCACAAGCUGCGAAACUCAAGGCAAUCAUUGACAAGACUUCGACUGCUCGGCUCUACGUCCAAGUCGAAGAAAAGACCGCAGUGGCGUAUUCGUCUCUAAAUGCCGAGAUUGAGAGCAUUGCGGAAGCAUACGUUGACAGGGAGGCCAAACCGCAAAAGUUCCAGAAAGCACUCGAUCGAUUCACGAAGUCGGCCGGCAAUUUGCUACCGAACGUAGAUGAGGUCUACGCCCAGCUCUUCGUGGGUGAUGCGCAGGGAGGGUCAUGGGUUGGGGAUGACCCAUCUCUGGAGCAAAUGAAGAGUAUGCAUGAUGAUGAGAUCAAAGUCCGUAAUAGCUAG